AUGACUGGGAUGGUUUCAGCGGUAUUUCAAUCACCAUGGGCACCUGAUAUGAUUGAUGCCUUACAAUUCCAGUACAAAGGACCUUUGAACGUUUGCAUUAAACAACCUAUCUGUUUGAAGCAUGAUUUGGAGAAUUCCGUUGUAGAAUCGCCUAAAGCAGAAGAUCAUAUCGUAUUCGAUGAUAAUCUAAAUGAGGUAUACGAGAUUGGUAGUGAAGUGGAAAUUAUGUUCGAUCAAAGGAACACAUGA
Molecule: messenger RNA, 249 nt
Organism: Loa loa (African eye worm)
Lineage: Eukaryota; Metazoa; Nematoda; Chromadorea; Rhabditida; Onchocercidae
Exons: 2
Coding region: 1-249 (82 amino acids)
Source: RefSeq, a predicted model, not a curated record